CCUGCGCCUCUGCUCCGGUCCUUCAGGUUUAUCCUCCGCGCGUCGAUCCGGAUGGAGACGUGAAACUGGCGCUUUUUUAACCGGGAUUAUGGACACGAAACACGUUUUAUCCGCGUGUCUCGCUCUGUUUUACGUUUCUAGUGUUUUUACGAACGAUAUUUUUAAUGGAUUUCUAUCAAAUUUACCAAAAUAUUCAGUUGUCCAGCCUCAAAUAAUCCACAGGACAAAGAGGAGCGCGGACACAGUGGGAAAUAAUGACACAGACGAGUCAAUUUCUUAUUUAAUCGAAAUAAACCGCAAGAAACUAAGAUUACAUUUGCAAAAGAACAGAGAUUUCCUGCAUCCAGACCUGUUUUCAGGAGACGAGUCCACAAAAGUACCUGUUCACUGUUAUUAUCACGGAGAAGUGGAGGGACACACAGACGCAGUGGUGGCUGUCAGUACAUGCUAUGGACUCAGGGGCAUCAUUGUACUUGAAGACGAGACCUACGGAUUAGAGCCAAUUCCCGAAUCGACCUCAAACCAACACAUUUUGUAUCGUUUGAGCGACGUAAACUCAGAGUCGACCACGUGUGGAGUUGUAGAAAGCGAAGAAAAUUAUGACGGACAAGCUCAGAACCAAAGCCAUUUUGAGCCGGGACGCUUUGUGCCGUCACUGCUGCGGAAAAAGCGUAAUUUGCCGACCACCAGUUAUGUGGAGCUGGCUCUGAUUGUGGAUAACCAAAGAUACAAUUUCAAGAAGAAAAAUGAGACCGCCGUUCGUGAGGAGAUGGUGGAAACGGUCAAUUUAAUCGACGGGUACUACAAGCCCCUGAACAUCCGCGUGAUGCUCGUUCAUCUGGAGGUCUUCAAGGACUCGAACCCCUUCAGCGUGGAGGGCGCACCCGGAGAAGUCCUGGGACGAUUCGCCAAAUGGAGGAGAGAAAACCUGAACCCCCGAACGCGCAACGACGUGGGGCAGUUUGUCAUUGGUCGUCCUGGUGCUUAUGGGAAUGUGCUGGGAAUGGCUUUCGUCGGGACCGUCUGCUCCUUGGCCAGCUCCGCAGGCAUCAACGUGUUCACAGACACAGCCACUCUGUCGUACUUCUCCACCAUCGUCGCCCACGAGAUCGGACACAACCUGGGCAUGAACCACGACCGUGAUGGCUGUGUCUGCGAUGGAAGUUGCAUCAUGGGAGCUGGAGGUGGAGCGGCGAGCUUCAGCAGCUGCAGUGCAGAUGACUUUGAGAAGCUGGUGCUGCGAGGAGGGGGAGAGUGUCUUAAAAACGCCCCAUCGCACUCAGACGUCGUGGGCAUCGCCAAGUGCGGCAACGGCCUCCUGGAGGACGGAGAGCAGUGCGACUGUGGAACCCCCGAGGAGUGUAAAGACAAAUGUUGUGAUGCAGCGACCUGUAAAUUCACCAAAGGCUCUGCGUGCGCGGCCGGGAGGUGCUGUCUGAACUGUCAGCUCAAAGUGGCUGGCACUCCGUGUAGACGCUCUGAGGACAGCUGUGACCUGCCCGAGUUCUGCUUAGGGACAAGUGCGUUUUGUCCAGAUGAUUUUUACCUGAUGGAUGGACUUCAGUGUCAGAGCGGAGCGGCGUACUGCUACGAGGGACGCUGCCAAACCUACGACUACCAAUGCAGACGAUUAUUCAGCCCAGACCCAGCCAAAAAAGCAGCAGAUAUUUGCUUCCAGACGGCAAAUAUUAAAGGAAACGAAUACGGCAACUGUGGCAGGAACAACAAGGACUACAUCAAGUGCCCCACAGCAGACGUGAUGUGUGGGAAGGUGCAGUGCACGAACGUAGACGCAAACAAACCUCCACCAGGGGGCAGCAUCAGUAACCAGAUCGUAAAUGGGACGACCUGCGUGAACGUGCACUUUGACCUCGGGGAGGACAUUCUGGACCCAGGAUACAGUAACCCGGGCAGCCCCUGUGCCCCGGGAAAGACGUGUGUGGAUUUCAAGUGUGUGGACGCUUCAGUUCUUCUGCCAAAACUCAACUGUGACUCCAAAACCACCUGCAACGGGCGAGGGGUUUGUAACAACAUGGGCCACUGUCACUGCGACGUGGGCUGGGGUCCUCCAGACUGCGCCUAUUCAGGACGAGGAGGCAGCGUGGACAGCGGACCGGCCACUAUAGAUCACUCUCUGAGAAAUGGACUCCUGAUCUUCUUCCUGUUGGUCGUUCCUCUUCUGGUUGUGGGAUUUCUCUUGUUUCUCUACCUGUUCAGACGAGAAACACUGGAGCCCUGCCUCAAGAGAACACACAAGUCUCGCAGCGCCGCAGACCGGACGUCCGCCCCGGCCCAGAGGAGCGUCCCUCGUCCCGCGCACACGUCCACCCAGCCCCCAGAGGCCCCAGUGGAGAGGCCUGGACACCCACCUGACACUGGAACGCCCGGGUGGAUUUAUGGAGAGUUGGAUUACUGGAACACAGGCCCAGAUCAGGGGGUCCAGGUGAGAUCUCCGCCCCACAUUCAAGGUCCCGGAGUCCCCAGGCCGAUCCCCCCGAUUCCCCCGAAGAUGGACGCAUGACCCCGGACCUGUACGGGACAUUUUAAAGCUCUCGUGUUCUGCAAAACGGACUUUUAUUUUGAGAUUUUAAACCAUGUUCUGAUGUAGUUUCCUCGUUCAAAUCAGACCUGGAGUUGUGCUUUGUUUCAUUCAGAGUAGAGGUUCAUAAAUGUUUGAAGAAUAAUAAUAUUAAAAUACACUAUUAAAAGGCUGCAAAAAAAAAUCAGAUUGAGAUUGAGACUGUUCAUGUUUAGUCUCCCUCUCAGGAGUUUCCAAACGUUUAGACCAGAAUCCACCAAAAUAACUGCAUCUGUCAUGGUCUUUGUGAAAUUAAUCAGUUUCAUAUUUUUUAUUUAAGUACUUUUUGAUACUACAGUACAUCUUCGUUUUCAUUUAAACAGAAAAAAAGCACAACAGAUUCAGUUUCACCUUAUUUAGCCUCCCAAGUACCACAGAUCUAAACCAGGUCUGUAACAGGACCAGCUCCAAACUAGAUCUAAACCAGGUCUUAAAUGGGACUAAACUCUUGGACUAAACCAAAGUAAAUGUAGAUAAAAUGUGCUCCUCAGUUUGAGAACCACUCUGAUCUUUCCAUGACUCUCAAUGUUUUCAUAAUCUUUUCUGUUGCUCCUGUUUGACUCCCCACUGUCACCAGCAGAGGGCGCUAGACCGAUCCAAACCCCAAACAAUUGACUCAAUGAAGCCUUUUCCACACACACAGGAUUUAAAUGAGCUCAGGGGAAUAUUAAAAACACGACAUGGAGCUUUAAAUCACUGUGGAACUUCAGGUGUUUACGUAAACACGUUAUUUUCACUGUGUCAUUUUUUUACAUGAAUUUAACUUUACAAAUUGUAACAACAACAGUAAAUAUUAUGUAUUUAAAGUUAAUUUGUGGAAUUUUUUGGAACUAUUUUGAAUGAACUGUAAAUUAAAGUGAGUUUCUAAUGUACAAACUU
This is a messenger RNA of Periophthalmus magnuspinnatus, 3457 nucleotides long. RefSeq lists its product as uncharacterized. The transcript has 22 exons. Gene Ontology annotation, molecular function: metalloendopeptidase activity. Lineage: Eukaryota; Metazoa; Chordata; Actinopteri; Gobiiformes; Gobiidae. The record is from RefSeq and is a predicted model, not a curated record. Bases 89 to 2521 code for a protein of 810 amino acids. Gene Ontology annotation, cellular component: plasma membrane. Gene Ontology annotation, biological process: proteolysis.